Messenger RNA from Lachnellula hyalina, 1059 nucleotides. RefSeq names its product 3beta-hydroxysteroid-dehydrogenase/decarboxylase isoform. Lineage: Eukaryota; Fungi; Ascomycota; Leotiomycetes; Helotiales; Lachnaceae. The record is from RefSeq and is a predicted model, not a curated record. Bases 1 to 1059 code for a protein of 352 amino acids. Gene Ontology annotation, biological process: steroid biosynthetic process. Gene Ontology annotation, molecular function: 3-beta-hydroxy-Delta5-steroid dehydrogenase (NAD+) activity. The transcript is spliced from 2 exons.
AUGUCUUUCCCCUCAUUAAGUCCCGUGCUUGUAAUUGGCGGAUGUGGCGGUCUUGGUCACCACCUCGUCCAACUGUUAGUCGAGGACUCCUCUUCUUCUGAUAUUGCGGUGCUUGAUAUCAACACGAAAACAAUCGAAUUGAUGGUGUCAAAUAUCUCGAGGGCAGAGGUGAAACCUCGCGUAAUCUUUCACACGGCUUCACCCAAAUUGAUGGUUCAAGCCAACACUCGCCAGCUUUACACCGAAGUCAACGUGAAUGGAACCACCUUGCUCCUCGAAUGUAUCAGAGCAAUCGGAGUCACCAAGGCCCUCAUUUACACGUCGAGCUCAUCCGUGAUCCACAACAAUAUGACCGACCUAGUCAAUGCCACAGAAGACGUCCCUCUAUGCUUCGAACCCGAGCAAACAGAGUACUACACACACACGAAAGCUGUAGCCGAACAGAUCAUCCUGUCCGCGAACAAACAGAACCAAUUGCUCACGACGAUCAUCCGCGCUGCUAUGCUCUUUGGCGAGGGAGACGCAACAUCCACGCCUCAGUUGGUUGGAAAUGCUCGAGCUGGGCGCGGAAAGUUUCAGAUUGGAAACGGGACCAACUUGUUUGAUUUCACAUAUAUUGGCAAUACGGCUUAUGCGCAUGUACUAGCAGCAAAAGCACUUCUCCGAGAGUCUGCAGCUACUGAACCUGUGCCGGAAGAUAGCAAGGUUAAUGGAGAGGCUUUUGUCAUCACAAAUGAUGAUCCGUGGCCAUUCUGGGACUACACAAGAGCUAUUGGCGCUGCAGCAGGUCAUACAGUCAAGAAAGAAGACAUAUGGGUUGUCUCCGCGACUGCCUACUACUAUUUUGUGAUCAUCUUAGAAUGGGCUGCUUGGGUGUUCAGUUUCGGUCGCAAGGAAUCAGUAGUCAACCGCCGGAUGGUCAAGUAUCUCACGAUGACUCGAACCUUUGAUAUCUCUAAAGCCAAAAAGAGACUAGGAUAUAGACCACAGGUUUCUAUGCAAGAAGGGAUCCAAAGGACCGUCGAUUUCUAUGUUGCACGUCAUCCAGAGGGGAGGUAG